Messenger RNA from Phytophthora sojae, 834 nucleotides. RefSeq lists its product as hypothetical. The transcript has a single exon. The annotation marks the transcript as partial. Lineage: Eukaryota; Oomycota; Peronosporomycetes; Peronosporales; Peronosporaceae. The record is from RefSeq and is a predicted model, not a curated record.
UCUGUGUUCAGCGAUGACGAAGAAUUGGGGCUCACGGAACCGGCUGCGGAGGUGUCAGCUUCGGCCUCGGAUCUCCAUUUCAGUCCCUCACUGCUCGAAACCGUGCGAGGGUUGUCAGAGCUUGCCCACUGCAGCGUGCCCAAGGACGUUCUGGCGGACAUGAAGUUCAAUGGAUGGACGGAACCGACGCAUGUGACACCCUACCCGUACAUGUACCAGCCGUACGACGCGCGGCCGGACGACUGGAUCAAAGAAGACUACCCAAACAUCUAUGAAGGAGAGCACGGACCUACAGCCGAUGCCAUUGCUGCGGCGCUGACACCGUCGGGAGCUUUCUUUCGCUUUGUACAGCCGCACUUGUGGGAAGCUAUUGCUGGAGCAAGUGAUGACUACUUCAAGGACAACCUGGACCUGCGAGCAGCUGCCCAGCACGCCAAACAGCAGAAACGAAAGGAGAAGCACCCUGAUUUUCAAGUUCAAACGCCGCAACAAAUAAAGGAGUUUCUGCAAACUACAAAAGAUAUCUCGGGCAGAGAAUUGUGUGUCUUUAUUGGUUUGCUGAUCGCCAGCACCAUCGCGCCGAAGAAGGAGAAGUUCGAGCACCACUGGAGAACUACGGAUGAAGGGGCCAUCCCACGUGGCUGCUUCAAUCCCUACAUGACGCGCGACCGCUUCUCCCAUCUAUCCCGAAACCUCCACUUCAGCAGCAAUGCCGACCCCCAAGCCACGAAGGACCGUGCGUGCAAGCUCCGUCCAGUGAUCAAUGUUCUACAAGAAACUUUCCGAGCCAACUUCAUCCCACCCGCAGUUAUGGCCUUCGAUGAAGCCAUGUUA